AUGUAUGAACUUAAAAGUGUAACAAGUCAUACGGAGGAAUUCGAUUGCAACUCAACCACAGAAUCGAGAAUAAUGGAUUUGGAAGAAGGGAAUAUUUCGAAAAAUGAAUUUAACUCUACAAAAAAAAAAAAAAUGGAAGCUUGUAAUUUUUUCGCCGAUAGCGAAAGUUCAUUUCUUGGAAAAGGAAAAAUGAAGCAGACCAAAGAUACCCGAGAAAAUGAAAAUAAGACAAUAAAAAUUACAGAUAUUUUCAAGUGCCCAUUGGAAUUCCACACGAAUUUCAUUAGUAUGAUUUUAUUUAUAAUAGGGAGUGCUUUUUUCCUUUACCCAAAGUUGUAUGUAGCUGGAUGUAUAAUUUUUUGCUUAGCAUGUGUAAUGUGUGUGUAUAGUAACCUAAUUGGUGCAAUUAACAUUGGAAGAGAAAAGAAAAGGGAAUACUGUGGAUAUGUAUGUUACAUAAUCGGUUGUAUAGUUUUUAUAAUUGGUUCGAUUUACUGUUGUUUUAAGGACGAUUAUUUUUCAGUUAUGACAUUCAUAAUUGGGAGUAUUUUUUUUCUUAUUGGAGCCAUACUUUUUAUAAUUACUUUAGAUUUUUACAAGAUAAAAAGUGUGGAUUAUAAAGUUUUAAUUGUUUAUAUUUCUAAUUUAAUUGGAGGACUUUUAUUUACCAUUGCUAGUAUCCUUUUUUUUUAUCCCACUUUUUAUAAUCAAGCAUGUUAUAUGUAUAUCGUGGGAAGUUCGAUCUUUACAUUGGCAACUUGGUUUGAUUAUAUUAUUUAUAUAAAUGGUACUGAUUAA
Molecule: messenger RNA, 798 nt
Organism: Plasmodium gonderi
Lineage: Eukaryota; Apicomplexa; Aconoidasida; Haemosporida; Plasmodiidae
Exons: 1
Coding region: 1-798 (265 amino acids)
Source: RefSeq, a predicted model, not a curated record